Molecule: messenger RNA, 2122 nt
Organism: Mya arenaria
Lineage: Eukaryota; Metazoa; Mollusca; Bivalvia; Myida; Myidae
Product: interferon-induced protein 44-like
Exons: 7
Coding region: 203-1672 (489 amino acids)
Source: RefSeq, a predicted model, not a curated record
UUUACAUUCGAUCUUGCAACCUGACAUAGAAGGAUAUGUUCUAAAUAUAUAGCUUAAUUUUACAAAAAGUGUGUCCAUGUGUGUGUUUGUUAUGUAAAUAUUAGUUAGGAAGUAAAUACAUAUAUCCGAGUGUAUUACGUCCGAAGGUGUAGGCGACUGGUAAAGAACUAAGAAAAGCAGAUCACUUAGUUAUAUCACUAGAAUGGCGAGUAAAAUGAAGAGCAAGUUGACGGAGGCAGAAAUGGAUGUUUUGGAGAUUAUGAUCGGGUCCGGUCCGAAGACAUUCACGUUGCUGUACAGCAUCACGCGCGACGGCUGUAACGCGACGACGUUCCACCAGAAGUGUGACAACCAGGGUGCCACCCUUACUGUCCUGUACAACCCGCAGGGGUCCGUCUACGGCGGAUACGCCGGCUUUAACUGGCCAGGUCCUGGAGUGUGGGCAAAUGAUUCGAAGUCGUUUUUGUUCCAACUGAAGUUUUCCGGAAAGAAAAAGGAAAGGCGGUUCAAUAACAAAAAUUUUACUUAUUCCUAUUAUGGCAGUAAUAAUCACGGACCAUACUUUGGUAAUGGAGACUUAAUUACAUUCAGCGGAACGAUAAAUCCAUCGAAAGGCGUAUUCGUUCUGAACGGCAGUUCGGCCUCUGCCACGUACGACAUCCACGGAUUGCAAGCAGAUGAUAUCACGAAUGGGAACCUGAAUGUCACGGAACUAGAAGUAUACAAAGUCACAGAUGGUGCCAGGCGAAUUGUUCUUACAAAACCGUGGCGACGUACACCUGACUGGAAUGAAAAGUUUCUCUGUGAACUAACCAAGGAAAUGGAGAACAUGUCACCGGUGAUUGAGACACUGAACGCUUACCGCAUCCUGCUGCUUGGCCCUGUGGGUUCCGGAAAGUCAAGUUUCUGCAACACCUUGACUUCCGUCUUCCGUGGAAGGAUCACGCAGAGGGCCAUAUGUGGAUCGGGAAAUCGCAGCACAACCACACUGUACCAGCCGUAUAAUAUAAGGACAAGACAAGGCUCAGACCUUAAAAUGUUAAUUUGCGACACUCGAGGAUUAGAAGAACACCCCGGCAUUGGCCCGAUUGACGUCAACUUCCUGGUGGACGGGCAUGUACCAGACAUGUACGAGUUUAAUCCUGAAAUACCUAUUGACUUAUCAGUGCCAGAGUUCCAGCUUAAGCCAUCCCUGUCCCAGAAAGUACACUGUGUUGCAUUCACUUUAGACGCCGCCUCCCUGGACGACAUUCCCAGCAAUGUCAUGACAAAGAUCAUUGACAUAGCGAAUAUUUGCAAAAGAAAACAAAUACCACAAGCUAUUCUCCUCACUAAGAUUGACACAAUUGAUGAAACUGUGGACGGAAGUGUGAAACAAACCUUCGAUAGCUGGAAAAUUCACGAGCAUGUAAAAAAAGCAUCCAAACUUCUCGGACUUACGGAGAACCUCGUACUUCCGGUAAAGAACUACAGCUCGGAGUCGAUGGUUGACGAUGACGUUAACAUUCUUGCUCUUCUCGCUCUCCGACAGAUAGUGUACUUUGUCGAGGAUCACCUGGAAAACGUCCAUAUGACCGAGAGCAUAUCGGUUAGGCGCAUGCAGACGGCAAACUCCGAUUCAGGAAAUCGCACUGACUCAGGCGGUUUGGAUUCGGCGUCCGAAACCAUAUAAAGCUGUAAUGUAACAGGAAUAAACUAAAAGGAUUAUGAGAAACACUUAAUAAUUAAUUACCUUUUUAUUAUUGUUGAUAUGCUGUGUUUUAUUAUGAGAUUUAAACAUUUAAAAUAUAUUCAAUGUCAGACAAUAGCGUGUGACAGAUUUAAUAUUCCAUUUAUAUGAAUAUAUAUCAGAAUAUUAUAAUAAGUAGCAUAAACGUUUUCUACGCUGUCAUUAUGUGUGACUGUUUGAUUUGUAUAGGCCUUGCUGUUCUAGUAAUUCAGAGGAAGUAAGUGAUACAAUAUUUACUACACCCAAAAUGUAUAUCUUGAGUGAUGACGAUAUAGUAUAUCGCUGGAGCUAUAGUCUCCUUAAUCAGUGGCGGUCACAAUAGCCAUGAGGCACGACACCGCGAGCACAUGCAUCUGUAUCUAACUAGCGUCACAAAUUUUAAAAAAAAACAGU